Messenger RNA from Thyridium curvatum, 2421 nucleotides. RefSeq lists its product as uncharacterized. Gene Ontology annotation, biological process: chorismate biosynthetic process. NCBI's taxonomy places the organism in Eukaryota, Fungi, Ascomycota, Sordariomycetes, Thyridiales, Thyridiaceae. Gene Ontology annotation, molecular function: shikimate 3-dehydrogenase (NADP+) activity; 3-dehydroquinate dehydratase activity; 3-phosphoshikimate 1-carboxyvinyltransferase activity. The record is from RefSeq and is a predicted model, not a curated record. The transcript has 2 exons. Bases 1 to 2421 code for a protein of 806 amino acids.
AUGCCUUCCGACCAGAGAAUCUUCAAGCAGGAUGCUUCCAUCGUCCUUGUGGGAUGCCGUGGUGCCGGCAAGAGGUCCCUGGGCUUCAUCGGCGCCCUUCAUCUCAGGAGACGCCUCAUAACAGAGGACCACUACUUUGUGUCUGCCACUGGCCAGACCCGAGCCCAGUUCCUGACCAAGCACGGCAAGGAGGCCUUCACUCAGCGCAAUGCCGAGGUCUUCAAGCAUAUGCUUGAUACAAAUCGGAAGAGAUGCAUCAUUGAGUGCGGGAUGAGCAGCCUCUCCGAGGAGGCACAGGAUGCCCUCCGAGAGUACUGCAAGACGAAUCCCGUCAUAUAUAUCCACCGGGAGAAAGAGCAACUGUUAAGGUUAUUGGACCCUGCGGAUGCAGAGGCCCUUCUGAAGAUGGACGAGAGCCACAGGAGUUGUUCCAACUUUGAGUAUUACAACCUUUACGACCCUCACAGUGGGAAAACAAACCCUGGAAGCGAGCCCAGUGCGAUCAGCUGGGACAGUGCGGCAAACCCGUCCCGUCUUCUCCUAGCCAAAGAGGACUUCACUCACUAUCUCGAUCUCCUUACCGGGCAAGCAUGGCGAAAGACGUGGCUUGAGAGCCCUUUUUCCAUCAAUGCAGUCCCGCCUCAUUUCAGACAGGCCUCCUACGCCCUACGGCUACGACUGUCGUAUCUGGUUGGCAUGGACCUCGAGUGGGAAGAUCUCGAGGCCUCUGGGGACUGCGUGGAACUCAUCAUCGACCACUGGCCCGAAGAUAUGUUCAACGUCAUCGCGAAGCAGGUGGCCCUUAUCCGCAGAAAGCUCUCCAUGCCCGUCAUCUACCACGUAGAGGAGACUCCGCGAGAGGAGCGCGUGAGGUCUCAGGAGGAGAGGGACGCGAUGGACUUGGAGCUCCUGGAGCUCGGCCUGCGGCUCAACGUGGAUUUUCUGAGCCUCGACUUGCAGCGGAAUCCUGCCAUUACUAGUAGGAUUCUGGCGCAGAAGGGCCGGUCCAAGAUCAUCGGCAACUUUUGGAACUUUGGCAUGAAUGCCAUACCCUGGUCGGACGAAGCCAACGUAGAGAACUACAAGCUGGCCCAGUCUCUCGGGUGCGACGUCGUCCGCAUCGUCAGAUUCUGCUCCGGCGACAGCGCCAACGAGAAACUGGUCGCCUUUACGGAGAAGAUUGAGACAACCAUCCCCGACCCCAAGCCGCCAUUAGUCGCCUUUGACUUUUCCUUCCUCGGUGUGCGAACGCCUCUCCAGACCCGCAUCCUGGGCCCCGUCAAGCACCGCUGCAUGGAGGGCGGGAGGGAUCACUUCGCCACCGUCUGCUCGUCAAGCGUAUCCUUCGAGCAGCUGUUCCGCGACUUCCGCCUGUUCCCGUUGGAGUUCUGCACCGUCGGCUCCAACGUGUCCUACUCACUGACCCCAGCCAUCUACCAAGCCGCCUUCCAGUUCUGGUCCAUGCCGCACACCUACCAGGCCGUGCAGUGCUCCCAGCUGGACGACCUGAACCGCAUCUUCGCCAGGGCCACCUUUGGCGGGGCCUGCCUCGCCGCGCCGUUCAAGGUCGCCAUCCUGCCGCACCUCAAGCUCAAGUCGCACCAUGCGGCGGCCAUCGGCGCGGUCAACGUUGUGCUCCCGCUGCGCGGCAAGACGAGCUUCAUCCUCGACCACGCCAACUCGCGCAACAUGGGCGGCGUGGCCAGCGAGUUCUACGGCGACAACACGGACUGGAGCGCCAUCCUGACCUGCCUCCGGCGCGCCAUCAGCCCGCGCAACUUUGUCGUGCCCACCAAGACGACGGGCCUCGUCAUCGGCGCCGGCGGCAUGGCGCGCUCGGCCGUCUACGCCCUGCUGCAGCUCGGCUGCCGCAACAUCUUCAUCUACAACCGCACGGCCGCCAACGCGCAGCGGAUCGCGGACCACUUCAACGAGUGGAGCGUCGAGCAGGGGCUCGCGGCGCCGCCCAGCGCCAAGAUCCGCGCCGCCGCCGAGGGGGCGCCGCCCGGGUCGGCGUCGGCGCUCAAGAUCUGCCACACGCUCGGCUCCAUCGCCGAGCCGUGGCCGCGGGACUACCAGCCGCCCACCAUGAUCGUGUCGUGCGUGCCGGCCGUGAGCAUCGACGGCAGCCCCCCUGCCGACUUUGAGCUGCCGAAGCAGUGGCUCGGGAGCACGACCGGAGGUGUCGUCGUAGAGCUAGCGUAUGAGCCCCUCAUCACACCGCUUGUAGCCCAGAUGCAGGUCUUCCGAGACACCGUGUCGCCCGCCUGGGUGGUCGUCGACGGCCUGGACAUCGUGAGCGAGAUGGCGAUCGAGUCGUUUGAGCUGAUGACUGGGCGUAUGGCGCCCAAGAGGCUGAUGAAGGAGGUCUGCCGCAGAGCGUGGGAGCAGCAGAGGAGGGACAUGUCAUCCGUAUCGUGA